Mastomys coucha (southern multimammate mouse) is the source of this 8533-nucleotide messenger RNA. It is a transcript of the gene Nek10, whose product is annotated as NIMA related kinase 10. The coding region runs from base 288 to 3644 and encodes 1118 amino acids. Gene Ontology annotation, molecular function: protein binding; protein serine/threonine kinase activity; ATP binding. The transcript is spliced from 37 exons. NCBI's taxonomy places the organism in Eukaryota, Metazoa, Chordata, Mammalia, Rodentia, Muridae. Gene Ontology annotation, biological process: protein phosphorylation. The record is from RefSeq and is a predicted model, not a curated record.
GAUAGGCUGAACUCCCGAGGCUGAGGAGAAAGAAAUGUGAGCAUUGGUUCAGCCUUUCUGGGCCAGGAGAGGAGUAGACUGAAAACCCAACAGGUGUCAGAGUCGAAACUGGUUUGCACUCGCGGGGAUUCUGCAGCGAGAGAAGGAAGAUGACUUGAGGUUGGCCUGAAAAGAGGGCCGUCCUCCUGCGCGGCAAUGAAAAAAGCCUGGUAACAUACCCCCGCAACGUAACAAGAAGCAGAAAGAUGAGGAAUGCAAUGUUAAUUCUGAGGUGUUGAUGUUUUACAAUGCCCAAUCAAGACACAAAGGUGAAGAGCACUGAGAAAGCAACUGAUAAGCAACAAGGGACCACCACCAGGGACUAUUCAGAUCUUAAAAGACUUCGGUGCCUGUUGAACGUCCAGUCAAGCAAACAACAGCUUCCAGCCAUUAACUUUGACAGUGCCCAAAAUAAUAUGACAAAGUCUGAGCCAACUGUCAAGACAGGGGGACAUAGAGCUCGCAGUCAAUGGCAUGAGUCCACAGAAUCAGUUGAACUUGAAAAUUUUAGUAUAAACUAUAAGAAUGAAAGGAAUUUCAGCAAACAUCCACAGCAUCAGUUAUUUCAGGAGAUCUUUACGGCUCUGGUGAGAAAUAGACUCAUAUGCAGAGAGUGGGUUAAUCGCGCUCCAUCCAUUCAUUUUCUGAGAGUGUUAAUUUGUCUGAGGCUGCUAAUGCGGGAUCCAUGUUACCAGGAAAUACUCCAUAAAUUGGGUGGUAUUGAAGAUCUUGCUCAGUACAUGGAGAGCGUGUCCAACGAGUACCUGGGCUAUGCUGAGGAGCAGCACUGUGUGGACAAGCUGGUCAACAUGACGUAUAUUUUUCAAAAACUUGCUGCUGUGAAAGACCAAAGAGAAUGGGUCAUUGCAAGUGGAGCCCACAAGACAUUAGUGAAUUUGCUGGGUGCCCGAGACACCAAUGUCCUGUUGGGUACUCUCCUGGCACUGGCUAGCUUAGCAGAGAGUCCAGAGUGUAGGGAGAAGAUCAGUGAACUCAAUGUAGUAGAAAAUCUGUUGAUGAUUCUACAUGAAUAUGACUUACUCUCUAAAAGACUCACUGCCGAGCUUCUGCGCCUGCUUUGUGCCGAGCCCCAGGUGAAGGAGCAGGUAAAACUCUAUGAAGGGAUCCCCAUCCUGCUCAGUCUGCUCCAUUCUGACCACUUGAAGCUGCUGUGGAGUGUGGUCUGGAUUCUGGUCCAGGUGUGUGAGGACCCGGAGACUAGUGUGGAAAUCCGUAUCUGGGGUGGCAUCAAGCAGCUCCUUCAUAUUUUACAAGGAGACAGAAAUUUUGUUUCUGACCGUUCCUCCAUUGGAAGCCUGUCCAGUGCAAAUGCUGCAGGACGCAUCCAGCAACUUCAUAUGUCAGAAGAUUUAAGCCCUGGGGAAAUCCAGGAAAAUAUUGUCUCCCUCCAAGCAGCCUGCUGUGCUGCCCUCACUGAGCUGGCCCUCAAUGAUACCAAUGCCCACCAAGUGGUACAGGAAAAUGGUGUAUAUACAAUAGCAAAAUUAAUUUUACCAAAUAAACAAUCAAAUGCAGCAAAAACUAAUCUACUACAGUGUUAUGCUUUCAGAACCCUGAGGUUUCUCUUCAGUAUGGAAAGGAACAGGCCACUCUUUAAAAGACUUUUCCCCACCGACCUGUUUGAGACCUUCAUUGACAUAGGACAUUAUGUUCGUGAUAUCGGUGCUUAUGAGGACUUGGUAUCACAGUUGAAUUUACUGUUGGAAGAUGAGCUGAAGCAAAUUGCUGAGAAUAUUGAAAGCAUCAAUCAGAAGAAAGCGCCCUUGAAGUACAUAGGUGACUAUGCUGUGUUGGACCACCUUGGAAGUGGAGCUUUUGGCUGUGUUUAUAAGGUUAGAAAGCGUAGUGGUCAAAAUCUUUUAGCAAUGAAGGAGGUCAAUUUGCAUAACCCAGCAUUUGGAAAGGAUAAGAAAGACCGGGACAGCAGUGUGAAGAACAUUGUUUCUGAAUUAACAAUAAUUAAGGAGCAGCUUUAUCAUCCCAAUGUUGUACGUUAUUAUAAAACAUUUUUGGAAAAUGACAGAUUGUAUAUUGUUAUGGAGCUGAUAGAAGGAGCCCCACUUGGAGAGCACUUUAGUUCUUUGAAGGAAAAACAUCACCAUUUCAGUGAAGAACGACUGUGGAAAAUAUUUAUACAGUUGUGCUUAGCUCUUCGGUACCUACACAAGGAGAAGAGGAUUGUUCACAGAGAUCUCACGCCAAACAACAUUAUGUUGGGAGAUAAGGACAAAGUGACAGUUACUGACUUUGGCCUGGCAAAGCAAAAACAGGAAAGCAGUAAGCUCACGUCUGUGGUGGGAACGAUCCUCUAUUCUUGCCCAGAGGUCCUGAAGAGUGAGCCGUAUGGUGAGAAGGCUGAUGUCUGGGCUGCAGGCUGCAUCCUUUAUCAGAUGGCGACUCUGAGUCCUCCCUUCUGUAGCACCAACAUGCUCUCCUUGGCUACUAAAAUAGUGGAGGCUGUAUAUGAGCCAGUGCCAGAAGGUAUCUACUCUGAAAAAGUGACAGAUACCAUUAGAAGGUGCCUCACUCCUGAUGCGGAAGCCCGCCCAGAUAUUGUAGAAGUUAGUUCCAUGAUAUCAGAUGUCAUGAUGAAGUAUUUAGACAGCUUAUCCACAUCCCAGCUAGCCUUGGAGAGGAAACUGGAGCGAGAGCGGAGGCGCACACAGAGAUAUUUUAUGGAAGCCAACAGGAAUGCUGUCACAUGUCACCAUGAGCUGGCUCUUCUGUCCCAGGAGACCUUUGAGAAGGCAAGCCUGAGCAGCAGCAGCAGUGGGGCAGCCAGCCUGAAAAGUGAGCUUUCGGAGAGUGCAGAGCUACCUGGAGAGGGCUGCCACAACCCCUGCGGGAAGGAGGAGGACAGGGUCUGUGAGGAGGUGCUGUCAGAGGACAACUUCCAGCUGGAGAGUGUGGAGAAAGAUCUGUAUUCUGAGCUAGACGAUGAGCUGGACGUCUCGGACAACUGCAGCAGCUCCAGCUCAAGCCCUCUAAAGGAGUCUACAUUCAGCAUUUUAAAGAGGAGUUUCAGUGCUUCGGGAAGAGAACGGCACUCACAGGCGAGGGACUUCAUUGGUGCACUAGGAGCAAGACCAAGACCAGCAUCUGCAGGCAUUGCUGUAUCCCAGCGGAAAGUGCGGCAGAUCUGCGACCCCAUUCAGCAGAUCCUGAUCCAGCUGCAUAAAGUCAUCUACAUCACGCAGCUCCCUCCAGCUCUGCACCAUGAUCUGAAGAGAAGGGUUAUAGAGAGAUUCAAGAAGUCCCUGUUCAGCCAGCAGAGCAACCCGUGUAACCUGAAAUCUGAAAUUAAGAAGUUGUCGCAGGGGUCUCCAGAACCCAUUGAGCCGAACUUUGUUAUCUCAGAUUAUCACUUACUUCGCCAUUCACGGGCUGCAAACAACUGGUCCCCAAGUGACCCCACAGGUCCACCCAGCAGCCUUGAAGUGGAAGAGGGAAUUACAUAUGAGCAGAUGCAGACUGUGAUCGAAGAAGUCCUAGAGGAAAGCGGCUAUUACAACUUCAUAACUAAGAGAUCUUCUAGGUCUCACUCUUUCCCAUGGGGGAUCAAGAGCUACACAGCCAAAAGAUGAGAGCCCUGCAUUGGAAAAGAAAAUGGAGUUUCCCAGUCAAGUUCAACUUCCAGGCGGGCUUCAGCCACGACUUGACAGCAAGAUGCCCAGGACAGCAUGAGAAAGAGACACAACGCUGCAGAAGUGUUUUUAUAGUCCUAUGGGGGUGUGAGGCAGCCACAGUGCUGGGCUCUGUCCCUGGUGUGCAUUACAUGCACAAUAACAGGCUAUCAGUGUGCUUCUGGGAGAAAAUAUGGCAAAAUGGCUACCAGGGCUGGGGCACAGCAGUAGCAGCACAGAACUUCCUGUGAGGUUAAACAUGGAAACAGCUUAUAUUUUUCAAAAGAACACUUUAUACUUGAGAUAGUUGAAAGUAUGCUCAAAAGUAUGUAGCCUUCCAUGUACACAGAAUAGUUUUAGGUAAAAUAAUUACAGGACCUAGUGCAAAAUAUUUGGUAUUCCAUAGGGUUCCCAUUUUUUAAUCUUAAAAAAGAAAUUUAGAACAUGGUAGUUUAUAAAUGAAAUGAUUGGUUCUCUGUGAUCCACAUGGGUGCUAGAGGUUCUGAAAUGUGACACAGUGUAGACAGUAUUUGUAACCUUGCACACAAGUAUCUGAGUUCGGAUACUCAGAUCACAGCUAGUAGAGUCUAUUGCUGUACAAUAUGUUUAUGUGGCUUAUGUCCAGGGAUGGAGGGAGGCUUGCUUAGGCUGGUGCUGGCUGCUAAUCAAGCUCGCUGUGUUUCUAGAACACAUUAAAGAAGUCGUAGACUGUGAAAGAGAUCACAGUUCUUAUUCUAGACCUUACUGAAUUACCGGUGUGUAAGAUAAGCAUAUAUUGUUUGAGAACUCUCCCAAAAUUAUAAACUAAAAUAUAAAUUCCUUCUUUAUCCACUGAGAUAGCCCAAAGAGAAGUCAGAAUGCCAAUCCUAGGGGUGAGAAUAGCAUCCCAUCUCUAUGCAGAGAGGAUUUACUAAGACCCUGGGCUCAAAUUACUCCUCUUCAACUGGCUUCUGAUAACGCUAGUGCGGCACCAACUCAAACUGUACAUGUCCCCAUUUCAGGAACAACUUAUUGCAAGUAACUAGCAAGUUUAACUUCCCAUUGGUUUUCAUUGUUUUUAAUUACAUUGCUAUAUUUUAGCAUGAUUGAAUAGUGCAAUAAUAUUGGCCACCAUUAGAAAACAGUAUAAACUUCCUGAAUAGUAUGCAAAUCACUUAAUGUGAAGUCAUACUAUUUCUUAGAAUUAAUGUGCUUAGCAUUUAAACCACACCUCCGUUCUCCUUGAUCGCAUACUAUCUGAUGCCUUUGAGGGUUACUAAUGAUUUCUUUUUUGUCUUUAAGUGAGGAUAACAACUAAAAUACCUGUAUUUUAAAAUAUUAAAUACAGUGAUGAAACAACUCAAUUUUAACUUUCAAAACAAUUCCAUCCAUAUAUGAAUUUCACAUAUACCCCUGUCACAACUGCUCAGGCCCAGCUGUGCAGUAGCUGGUGGGUUCCUCUUGAGUCCCCACCUUCGUACUUCCAUUUCCCCAUCUCUGCAGCCAAGGACACCUUAUUCUCCAUGUAGGCACUGUCAAAGGAAGCCCUGUAAUGCAGCCAUUCUCCCACAGUGAAGCUAGCCUCCCAAAGAGCUCAUUCUGUGACCUUCAGAUGGGAACAAGAACAGUCAUUUUGUCUUGAUCAGUGGAAUUGUCUUUACUUCAAAGAAGUGGCUACUUGAGACUAACGUGCCUCAUAAUCUCUUCUUGAUUGCAUUUACAUUUUUCUUUUUGUCUUGUAUAAUUUUUAAUGAUUUGUUUUUCAAUGAAAUCCUGUGAAUUGUUGAAUCCAUCUCAUUCCCAGUGACCGAAUAUUGUAUAGGGUAGAAUUUGAAUUAAUCUCUUCAGAUAACUUUUGAUGCACAAAUGCUUCAGCUAAUUAUGUUUUGACCCAGCAGCUCUGUUUAUCUGUACUUGAAACUUCAGUCCAUUCCUUAAAAGCAAAAUGCUCCAUUCUCGGGGAACUGGCUACAGCAAAGAUAUUUCUUGCUGUAUUUCUUUUUCUUGUCUUGUGACAGAUGUACAGUCUUUAUGGGAAUAAGGAGUGACAAGCAGACAGACACAGUUGUUAGAAGAAUUUCAGAAACACACAUGCAUGCACGCAUGCACAUUGGGGGGCACUGUUAUGAAGUUUAUACUAGUUAAGGUCUUCCUACAUAAGUGCCACUUGAGACUCAUUAAAUGUAAUGCAUUUUAAUGCUCAGGGACAAAUAGGGAACUGGAUGAGGAUGAUUAUACCUAAUUCCAUUGACAUCACCACCAAGUCACCACUUAUGUUUGAGAUUUUUGAAGGCAAUAAUAUCGACUAGUCCAUUCUAUCAGUAUUAAUAAGCAUAGAACAUACAUAUAUCCCCUUUUUAAUCUCUCUUUCUCUCUGGAAUUACCUAAGUGAACAUGAUGUGCUCCUUUAGAAAUGCCCACAUCGUGUGUGUGUGUGUGUGUGUGUGUGUGUGUGUGUGUGCAUCUUUUAUUGUUCGCAUCCUACUUUUUUGAAAAUGUUAGAUUCCAAGAGUACCAAAAUAACCUGCCAGACAGUGCAAGGCCACCUGAAUUGGACAGCUUCUCAGCCUGCAAAGCAUGCAGCAGUGGAUGGACGCUGAAGUUGUUUUUAUGGUUAAAAUAUUCUGCUAGCACAUGCCACUGUUGGAUGCUAUUAACCCACAUGGACGCUAACUCACAUGUCUCAAAGAAGCAACUUCAUGAAGAGACAUUCGUUAACUUGCAUGAGGCAAGUGUGGCUGUUAUGACUGCACUGCUGAUAUUAUUUUGAGAUUAUAAGAGGGCCAGGGAAGAUUUUGCACUUUUGAUGAGGUGACAAGUGGAUAUCACUAGCAAUAUCAUUUGCAAAAGUGAGGAUGGUACACCCUGAAGUCCCAGCAGCCUCUUCACGUGGGAAGUCUGCUGGACUUCACAUCUGCGCAGCAUUUGGCUGAUUAUAUUGGGAUGUUUAAGUUUGGUUCAUAUUGUAAAAAUGAGUUCACUUCAAUUGAAAGUGGGCUAUUAUGUUUCUGAAAGCAAGAUGCUGCUCUCCUUCCUUUCAUUAUAUUCUGUGAAGCCAGCUCUGCUAUGUCUACUGUCAGAAAUAAGAAAAACACAUGAACAAUGUGGCUGCUACAUGAGAGCUACUCCAGGUAGCUUAUCGGUUUCCUCUGAACAAGGUGUUUAAUUAUUAUGGAAAAUAAUGUCUAUAUGUCAUCCUGAUGACUAGCAGGCAAGAUGGCUGCUUGGAAUUGAUAUGGUGAGGGCACUAGUGAAUACUUGACUAAGUAUUGGAAAGCAUGUCAAGAAAGAACUGUCCCUCCUCCCCCAAACAAAGAAAGUCUAUACUAGAAGCAAUGAUCUGAGGAAAGCAAUAUUUAAGGACUUGUCACUGCUUAGCCAUUCAAUGAAGACCCCUUACUGAAUGUAUUAUCCCACCAUUUUUAGCUCUAUAUGCUGAGUGCCAUUGGAGACAAGAUUGUAAGAAAGAAUUUAAGACAUGGAAGUGCUAUUAAGUUUUAGGUAAAUCCCUGACAUUCCCUGUCAUGUUUGCCUCAUACUUCAGUGGAUUUGAGCAGGAAUAGCACUGUUUAGGGUUAGCUUCAUUUUAUGACAUAACAUAAUGUUUGUGGGGACCCAGCUCUUCUGCUUUGUAAAGCUGACAGAUUUUCCAAGGAAGUUAAGUCAAUUCCCAAAUACAGUCUUGCUUUCAGUAGAUGGAGAGCAUGGCAUCAACUGCCUCAAUGGGGAGCAGUUGAUCAGAAGCCCAAGUGAUCCCUACUGUUGGGUCUCCUGGGACUAGCAGCUGGGCAGAGUCACAGCAAGCUGGUCUCUCAGACAUCAGCAGAGCUCUAUUAAAGUCUCAGGAUAUGCAAGUGCAUCCUCAGGACAGAUCCCUGUGAGGCAUAGAGGGAGGCACUGAGCUCCAUGUAGAGCUGCUGUCUUUGGUGCUAGGGAUUGAGCCCAGAGCAUAGCACAUAUUAAACAAGCACUCCACUGCUAAACAAGAAACAAGCCCCAAAGCAGCAGUUUUAUCUGCCCAUAAGUCAACAUGGCUGCAUCCCUGGGAUCUUGCUAUCUUCCUCAUCUUCCAACUCAGGCUCAUUUUUGUAGGACAAUAACUUUUUUUUUUUUUACAAAACAAUUUGUGAAGAAUUUGACUGGGUAGAUGUGAGGACGUGUGAAUGCAGUUGCUCAGUGUGAUUGGGCAAGGGAUGUUGCAGAUAUUUUCAUGAUUUGCCAGUAGCCUGCAUGGUGACUAGCUGUGGAAAGAUCCCAUUGUUUUCUUCCUCCAAACUGGGAAACAGAAAUCAUACAGAAGAAAUAUCAUUUCAGUAUUUUGCUUGCUGACAUUUAGUAGGUACGAUCUGAAUUGAAAGGCUUCCUGACUUCUACAGUUUCCAGUGGUGAUUCAGUGAAGAUCAAAGAGUGGUGCUGUCCUCUGAGAGAAAGUGGAGCCUCUGUUCUUUCUCCUGCAGCACAGAAUUGUUUUAUAGAUGUGCCUGCAACAGACAAGAAUACUCCCAAUGUGCCUUCUCCUUAGCUCCUGAGAUAGGAUCUUGUUUUGUCCUAGCACCUUCCAUUCAGGAUACCCAUGUUUUGCAAGCCCUCAGUGCCCUCAUCCCUCCCCACGGAAGGGGACCUGCAUUUUAGGGGGACACCAGUGGUACAACAGCACCAAGUGUGUCUGAUGGCUGCCCCCAAAAGCUCUCUCUGAUCACAGUGAGUCUCUUAACACAACCACAUAGUCAUAGGCCGAAAAAGGGAAAGAGAUGCCUCUAUAGAAGAUUCACCUGAAAGAUGAAAGCAUAUGUUAUUUUUUCUGCUAUUAUGUAUAUGUGCUUUGUAAAAUGCUAAAGAAAAUAAAAAUGUAUUUUCAAAUUAUUGGAAAA